AUGACCUCCUUCUCCAGCCGCAGCAGCUACAAAUCAUCCCCCAUGAGGAGCUCCAUUCUCAUGGCCCCUGCCGUGUCCCAAAGAGUCAGCCUGGGGGCCGGCAGCGUGUACGGAGGUGCUGGUGGGUCUGGAGUCCGUGUCUCCAAGGCCUCCUUCGUUUCCUCCGCCGGUGCAGGUGGAUUCGACCUGGCCAACGCUGUUGACGUAACUGCCAGCGAGAAAUUCACCAUGCAGAACCUCAAUGACCGCCUGGCCACUUACCUGGACAAGGUGCGCAACCUGGAGAAGGCCAACGCUGACCUGGAGCUGAAGAUCAGGCAUUUCCUGGAGAACAGAGCCUUGCCAGAGGCUCACAAUCACACCAGCUUCAACGUCCGCAUCAAAGACCUGCAGGACCAGAUCAACUUUGCUGCUCGUGGAAACGCUGGCGUCAUCCUCGCCAUCGACAACGCCAAGCUGGCCACUGAUGACUUCAGAGUAAAGUAUGAGAAUGAGCUGGCCAUGCGUCAGUCAGUGGAUGCCGACAUCGCCGGGUUGAAGAGGGUCUUGCAAGAGCUGACCCUGGCCCGGUCAGAUCUGGAGAUGCAGGUGCAAGGUCUGAGAGAUGAGCUGGUUCAGCUGAAGAGGAACCAUGAAGAUGACCUGCUGGCUCUGAGGGCCCAGAUGGGAGGACAGGUGAAUGUGGAGGUGGACGCUGCUCCUCAGCAGGACCUGUCCUUUGUGUUGGCUGGAAUCAGAGAGCACUACGAACAAGUCGCCAGCAAGAACCGCAGAGACCUGGAGGCCUGGUUCCAG
Plectropomus leopardus (leopard coralgrouper) is the source of this 795-nucleotide messenger RNA. NCBI's taxonomy places the organism in Eukaryota, Metazoa, Chordata, Actinopteri, Perciformes, Serranidae. The record is from RefSeq and is a predicted model, not a curated record.